Poeciliopsis prolifica (blackstripe livebearer) is the source of this 4580-nucleotide messenger RNA. RefSeq names its product glutamate receptor, ionotropic, AMPA 3a (gene gria3a). The coding region runs from base 407 to 2893 and encodes 828 amino acids. Gene Ontology annotation, molecular function: transmitter-gated monoatomic ion channel activity involved in regulation of postsynaptic membrane potential; AMPA glutamate receptor activity. Gene Ontology annotation, cellular component: plasma membrane; AMPA glutamate receptor complex; postsynaptic membrane. Gene Ontology annotation, biological process: modulation of chemical synaptic transmission; monoatomic ion transport; synaptic transmission, glutamatergic. The transcript is spliced from 14 exons. Lineage: Eukaryota; Metazoa; Chordata; Actinopteri; Cyprinodontiformes; Poeciliidae. The record is from RefSeq and is a predicted model, not a curated record.
CCUCUUUCUCGCUCUGGCCCAUAUUUCAGUGGUCUCCAUCCACACAGUGAGGAGAUCCGGUGGCCCGACUCCUGCGCUCCACUCCACCACCACCACCAUCUUCGAGAUAAAGCAUUUGGCUUCAGGAUCUUAGAGCAGGAGCAGCCGCAGCGGCGGCAGUAGUAGUGGGCUGGCGCUGCAGUUGUGCUGGCACACAUUCAACGUGGGCGCACACAGGGAGAGAGAGAGAGAGAGAGAGAGAGAGAGAGAGAGAGAGAGAGAGAGAGAGAGAGAGAGAGAGAGAGAGAGAGAGAGAUCCGCCGCCGCAUCUUGUGGAUUUCUUUGCGCUCCAGUCCGUGUUCAUGGUUCUCCCUGCUUCUCCUCGCCCACAAACACGCCAGGAGUUGAUUUCACUUCUCGGGGAAAAAUGUGGAGUCGCAGAGUUGCGGCGGUCCUGGUUUUACUUCAGCUCGUCGGGGACUCGCUGGCGGGGUUUCCGAACCAGAUCAACAUCGGUGGACUGUUCAUGCGCUCCACAGUGCAGGAGCACAGCGCCUUUAGGUUUGCUGUCCAGCUCUACAACACCAACCAGAAUGUGACAGAAAAACCUUUCCACCUCAAUUAUAAUGUUGACAACUUGGAGUCCUCCAACAGUUUCUCUGUCACACAUGCCUUCUGCUCCCAAUUCUCCCGGGGAGUCUACGCCAUCUUCGGCUUCUACGACCGCAAGUCCAUGAACACGCUGACCUCCUUCUGCGGCGCCCUGCACACUUCCUUCAUCACGCCCAGCUUCCCCAUCGACGCCGACGUGCAGUUUGUCAUCCAGAUGAGGCCCAGUUUGAGGGGAGCCAUUCUCAGCCUGCUGGACCAUUACAAGUGGGAGAGGUUCGUCUAUCUUUACGACACCGACAGAGGCUUUGCAAUCCUCCAGGCCAUAAUGGAGUCGGCUGUAGCCAAUAACUGGCAGGUGACGGCUCGCUCUGUCGGGAACGUGAACGUCUCAACGUACACACAAAUCAUCAGGGAGAUGGACAACCGACAGGAGAAACGUUUUCUCAUCGACUGUGAGGUGGAUAGGAUCGACUUAAUACUCCAGGAGGUGGCGGCCUUAGGGAAGAACACCAGGGGAUACCACUAUAUCGUAGCCAAUCUGGGGAUCUCCAACACGAGUUUGGACAAGGUCUUUUCUGGUGGGGCCAACAUCACAAGCUUCCAAAUCAUCAACCCAGACAGCCCCAUCGUGCAGCAGUUCCUCCAGCGCUGGGAGCGCUUGGAUGAAAGAGAAUUUCCAGAAGCCAAAAACACUCCACUGAAGUACACAUCAGCACUGACCCAUGAUGCCAUCCUUGUGAUCGCGGAAGCCUUCCGGUAUCUUCGCCGCCAGCGAGUAGACGUGUCACGCAGAGGAAGUGCUGGUGACUGCCUCGCCAACCCCGCUGUGCCUUGGAGCCAAGGCAUCGACAUAGAGAGGGCACUCAAAAUGGUUCAAGUACCAGGUAUGACGGGGAACAUCCAGUUUGACACAUUUGGGCGACGGUCUAAUUACACAAUUGAUGUGUACGAGAUGAAGCCCAAAGGUCCCAGGAGGAUCGGCUACUGGAAUGAGUACGAAAAAUUUGUAUAUAUUAUGGAUCAGCAGGUCACCAACGAAUCCUCUUCUGUGGAAAACCGAACAAUUGUGGUCACUACUAUUAUGGAAGCGCCGUAUGUGAUGUACAAGAAAAACUAUCUGCAGAUGGACGGCAAUGACAGAUAUGAAGGCUACUGUGUCGAUUUAGCUUCUGAAAUUGCAAAGCAUGUGGGGAUAAAAUAUAAGCUGUCGAUAGUGCCAGAUGGAAAAUACGGAGCCAGAGACCCGGACACCAAAACGUGGAACGGGAUGGUGGGUGAACUGGUUUAUGGGAGAGCUGACAUAGCCGUGGCUCCUCUCACCAUUACGUUGGUACGCGAGGAGGUGAUAGACUUCUCUAAACCCUUCAUGAGCUUGGGAAUCUCUAUUAUGAUUAAGAAGCCUCAAAAGUCCAAACCAGGAGUGUUUUCCUUCCUGGACCCUCUGGCCUAUGAGAUUUGGAUGUGCAUAGUGUUUGCCUAUAUCGGCGUGAGCGUGGUGCUCUUCCUGGUGAGCCGUUUCAGCCCCUAUGAGUGGCACUUGGAUGAGAACGAUGAGGCCAAAGACCCUCAGAGCCCCCCUGACCCUCCGAACGACUUUGGGAUUUUUAAUAGCCUGUGGUUCUCCCUGGGCGCCUUCAUGCAGCAAGGAUGCGAUAUCUCACCAAGGUCUCUGUCUGGCCGUAUUGUCGGGGGAGUGUGGUGGUUCUUCACCCUCAUCAUCAUCUCUUCCUACACAGCCAACCUGGCUGCCUUCCUCACAGUGGAGAGGAUGGUCUCUCCCAUCGAGAGUGCAGAGGAUCUGGCCAAGCAGACGGAAAUUGCCUACGGCACGCUAGACUCUGGCUCAACUAAGGAGUUCUUUAGGCGCUCCAAAAUAGCCGUUUAUGAGAAAAUGUGGUCGUACAUGAAAUCGGCCGAACCCACCGUGUUUGUCAAGACGACACCGGACGGGGUCUCCCGGGUCCGGAAGUCGAAGGGCAAGUUUGCCUUUCUGCUCGAAUCCACAAUGAACGAGUACAUAGAGCAGCGGAAGCCCUGCGACACCAUGAAAGUGGGCGGCAACCUCGACUCUAAGGGCUACGGUGUGGCCACACCUAAAAGCUCAGCAUUAAGAACUCCUGUAAACCUUGCAGUAUUGAAACUCAGUGAACAAGGCAUCUUAGACAAGCUGAAAAACAAAUGGUGGUACGAUAAGGGUGAAUGUGGAACCAAGGACUCUGGAAGUAAGGUCAGUCGCUGCAGGUCUUUUUAUACUGAUGGCAAAAAUGCAUUUUACCUUCACUGUUCAUAUGCAGACAUUUAGAGCAUACAUCCUGAGACAUGUUGGCAUGAAACACAGUCACAAAGACUAGAUUACCUCCACACGCCGCAGUUUAGGUCAUUUACACACCAGGGCACUGAUGCUUUGCUUUAACUCCACGCCAUUACCUCUCUGUGCAAACACAUAAAACCGCAGCAUGAUUUACACACAGUUUGUAUUCAUCCCAUUUAACUCUUAAAAAGUUUUAACGCCAAGAACUGAAACCAUUGUACUGCUAUUUCUCAUCCAAACUUCUAUUGAAAUUUAGAUUUGCUGUUGGUCUUAUUCAUUUGUAUGUGGAGUUGUUGUGAAACCCUUUGACAAAAAAAGGAAGAAAAAAAAAAAACUUGGGCUGCUGUGCAGAAUGUUUCAAAACUGAAUUAAAACCAGAAAUUCAUUAUAAUUAUAAGGAAUUAACAUAGCAACAUGUUUUGUAAAAAGAGGGACAAGUAAUGUUUAGUGGUAGUUUCACUAGGGAGCAUCUGGGUGGUUGCCCAGGGUGGCGCCAGAGAUGGGGCACAGAUUUGUCUGGAACCUCCAUAGUUGGAGUUUUUGGUCGUUCCUUUGUCCCUCUCCUCUUAGCGAUGACAUGAUUGUCACCAAAAAUAGUUCUACAAUGCAACCUCAUGUGUAUUUGCACAUGAAUGUUUCCCUGAGCUGCGUCUGAUAUUUAUGAAUAAAUCAGGAGCAAUGGCGGCAACUCUGAUAACACCCUGUUUGUCAAAUGAAGGACAAUUUUUUAGCGUCCCGUCUCUUCUUUUUGAUAUGUUGCUAAAAAUGUCUAAGCUAUUUUCAACAAUCUCUAUGUUAUUGAAAAAGAAAUAGGUUAAAUUCUUCCCUUUUCUGCAUUUUUUGCAGCUGCCCAACUUUUUUUGAACCCAGAAAAGGUCAUUGUUGCCCUGACAAAACCAAAGUGACCCUUAAAUAGCAAGCGAGUGGCUCGGAGGUAUUUAAUGGUCAUAACGUGACGUAUGAUGAAUUGUCAGAGUAACAAACGUUUUUCUUACGCAUUUUCAAUUAUCAUAAAAUAACUAGUUUGCACACAAGUAAUCUGACUUUUACCACAUAAAAGCAGAUUUAACUGGUUUUGGAACCGUCCCAUUGGGUUUAAAUGCAAAUGGUAACACUUUCAGAAAUGAAUUUCAAUCUUACCGUUUGGCUUUUAAUAGCAGCAAAAUGGUUCAGUUCCCCUUUUUUACAGCUUGCUACUCUGACUGUACAGAUGCAGUGAUGUCAAGGUUGAGUUCAGCAGCUAUGCUAGUAAAUUGAAGCUAAUCUGUAGACCUGUACGACCACGACCGCCUUCCUCUAUGUGUGGCCUCGUAAAGAGACCAUAAAGCAGGAUAGUCGACAAGUCUGUCUACAUUCACCUUCUCAGAUUGAUUAAGAGGAGGAGGUCUGUACAUGUACUGUUUUUAGUCAGAUUAGGCAGAUAUACUUCAGGAUGUCUAUACACACGUUUAGCGACCUCCUCAGAGUAACUGCUAGAGGUAGAGCAGCAGUGUUCAUGUAGGAUUUGUGCCUCUCAGUGUCCGUUUAAAACCCCUUAAUGGUGGUCUGUACCUCCCCCAGGACAAGACAAGUGCAUUGAGCCUGAGCAACGUGGCAGGCGUCUUCUAUAUUCUGGUCGGGGGGCUCGGCUUGGCUAUGACCGUUGCUUUGAUAGAGUUCUGCUAUAAGUCACGGCAGG